Messenger RNA from Colletotrichum costaricense, 1137 nucleotides. RefSeq lists its product as uncharacterized. The transcript has 2 exons. NCBI's taxonomy places the organism in Eukaryota, Fungi, Ascomycota, Sordariomycetes, Glomerellales, Glomerellaceae. The record is from RefSeq and is a predicted model, not a curated record. The coding region runs from base 1 to 1137 and encodes 378 amino acids.
AUGCCGGGUGACGUUGAAACAAUUGUCAGAAUCAACGCCGGCCACAGCGACAUAUGCCGCUUUGAUACUUCAAUGCCGGUCGAUAAGGACAACUAUAAACAAGCGAUACAUGGUUUGAAAAAGCUUUCGAAUGCCGCUUGCAAUCAUCUAAGGGAUAUCCUGCCUGCUCCUCCGGACACUUUGCCCUCUUUCCCCACAUCUGCCGCUGAGCUGUCCGGAACACAUCAAGGCCCAUUGAUAGUACAUCAAGGCGAAAACAACGUGCUUGCAUACACGUUGUUCCCAGAUAAUCCACGUGUUCAGCAGGUGCUUUACGUGGUCGCGGCAGAGGCUGCUCGCAAAGGGGCGUUUGCAAGCAACGUUCUGGAGAGAAAAGACUCGUCUCUACCAUCAUUCAUUAAAUCCUUCGUUCACUAUCGCUACGACGAGGCGUACGAAGAAAUCAACCAGAGAAAGCAUCCUGAAUCGUGUAGCUGGAUCUUUCGCACUCCUGGCAUGGAAUGGUGGAUGAACAGCAAGACGCAUUGUGCUCUGUGGUUCACCGGGUUUCCCGGCGUUGGAAAGUCUACUCUGGCGAGCCAUCUGGUGGAGACACUCAGUUCAAGCCACCCAACGAUGCAGAAGAGCAAGACUCUCUAUGCUUUCUGUCACCAUCAUGAGAACCACACUGGAAGCAUGGUCCUCUCUAUUGCAAUUCACCAGAUGAUCAUGGAAGAACCGACUCUACAACGUUUCGCAUUUGAUCUGGACGAUCAAGAAUGCUUCAACCCUGCCAUCAAACCCAGGGAUAGACCUUUGCAGCCCUUGUGGCGUCUUUUGUGCAAGUUGAUACAAAAGUCCGGGGUACAAGUUGUAUUCUUCGUCAUUGAUGCUUAUGACUUGAUAGACCAUGAUGACCAGAAGAAGCUGAAAGACCUUUUUCGCCUUUAUUUGAGUAGUAGCGAGCCUGGAAAACCGCUUCUGAAGGUUUUCAUGACAAGCAUCCCCUUUCAGCACAUAAUGGCAUUGCAGUCUGAAUGGGACGCCCGGUCGCCUAAAACCCUCCAAACCAUUGCCGCCUCAGAUCACGAGAACGAGAUCGGCAUAGAUAUUGAUAAAUUCACGAAACGCGAAAAAGAGAGAAUUAGGAGGCUUUAA